UGUGUUUUUAGCAGACAAUACCUUUCAGAAAUUCUAUGCGACACAUAGGCCUUAUUGUGAAGCUUGCUAUUAAUUUCGGAGUGAAAACUGUUUCUUCAUUUUCUUUUAGUAAAUUAAACGCUGCAGAGGACACUUUUUACAGUUAUCUGCAGCAGCCCCGGUCAUAAAACCGACUGUUCCUUUGAUUUCUCUCCUCGUGGGCUGAUUGAUACUUCGGCAGCAUCGCGUUUACCGGCGUGACCGAUGGUCCUCGUCUCGCGCGUUAUGCCCCCUGCAGCCUCGGCAGAGCCUCCGGUGAGCGGGGCUUCCCCCUGAGCCGCAGACAAUGGCAUCUUUUGAGUGAACGAGGCGAGCUCUAGGACCCAGGGAGCGCUGCCAUUUCUUCCAGGGGUUGCCUAAGCCUCAGCGCACACCCCUGCUUAGGAAAACUGAGAUAGGCGAAGAGAGAGGGAGCGACUAGAGGAACGCAGCUCUGUUGUUGUGGUCACUCCAAGAACAUGGAGGGGCUGGAGAGCAGGAACUGACCCGCUGCCAUCGGGAGGACAGGAGUGCAUGUGGAAGGGCUUCUUCAGAGCGGAUCAGGAUUAAAAGGGGAACCUCAGGUGCGCUCUGAUUGUUUCCAGCUGGAACUUUGACGCAGGAACAAUCAUCUGCUUUCUGAGCAAAUGCCACGAAUAAAAUCACACACAUGGAUCUAAAUGACUUUCUCUCCCUCGGUACCGAGUCCGUCUUCACCGGUGCGUCGAUUAAAUCAUUGGCUAGGUGCGCGGCGCAGGAUUUCUGCUUCCCAGAUCUCGAGCGACAAGAGCUGCGUUUCAGAUCUCUCACGUUCACCUCUCCAGUCACAUUUCACGAGCUUGUCCCUCUGCUCCCGUGUGUCUCCUCCGCUCUGUCUGGACCAUGCGUGGGCCUGUUCUUUGGCAAUGCAAAGGGGAAAAAUACCUUCCUGUAUGAUGUCAGAGCUUGAACGCCGGAGCGAGGCCGAACACAGUCGGAGAGAGGCCCUAAACUCGCUCUCUACCAACAACAGCAGGAACGAGGAUCAUCUUUUUUCACCGUUGCCGCUUAGCUUAAGAGUUCAUACCUUAAUAGUCCUGUGUGCCGAGGCAGCGUCCGCUCCAUUCAUAGCGCCGGUCAUCUGAGAACGGCUCUGAUCGGGUCUGAAUGAACAGCUGUGGCGGUGAUGACUCGCUGCGGGUCCGGUUACUCCUGUCUGAAGUGUUUGUGCGAGAAGGUCCACGCAUGCCGUGCUUAAACAUAGCAUGGCCUUAGCGGACUGUUAAAAGCAGGAGCCGAGGGCUGCAUGGGUCCAGUGGUCAUGCCCCCGGGGAAGAAGGCCGAGGGGCCCAGCAGCGGGAGCGUGGCGCGGGGCCUGAGUCAGCUCUACCAGGACACAGAGGCAGCUGACCUCUCUCUGGCCCUGUCCGCCUCCCUCAGCCGGGCCGAGGACGAGGAGCUGACCAGCCUCAGCUGGCUGCACGAGAGCACGGAUCUCCUGACCAGCCUGGGCCACUCGGGCCUGCGCAGCGUCAGCCCCCUGCAGGACGCUAACGGCGGCCGAGAGCCCUCCUCCUCGCCGUCGUCCUCCCCCGAGCCCAGCGAGCCGCCCUACCACCUGUCCUCGGGUCCCAGCCGCAAACCGCCCUACUCCUUCAGCUGCCUCAUCUUCAUGGCAAUAGAGGACGCUCCCUCCAAGAGACUUCCCGUCAAAGACAUCUACGGCUGGAUACUGGAGCACUUCCCCUACUUCGCCAGCGCCCCCACUGGCUGGAAGAAUUCAGUGCGCCACAAUCUGUCGCUGAACAAAUGCUUCAAGAAGGUGGAUAAGGAUCGCAGUCAGAGCAUAGGAAAGGGUUCUCUCUGGUCUAUUGAUCCUGACUACAGACACAAUCUGAUCCAGGCGCUGAAGAAGACUCCAUAUCAUCCGUAUUCCCCUCGGCUUCCAAAACCUUCUACCUCCCCGUCUGCCUCUCCUCAGCAAUACCACAGUCCUCCACUAUGGCCAGGAAGUCCACUCUUCAGAAAGAAUGGAGGAGUGCUCUUACAAGUUCCACAGAGAGUGAUACAGCACAGCUCACGUGUGGCCGCUCAGGGGCUCUUUCCGGUUAUCAGACCCCUUCCUCUGAGUCCCGUGAGCAAGAGGACCACAGCCGUGAGAUCCGCCCUGGGCGACUAUCUGACCCGGGGUAAGAACAGCCUGCGCAGUGACUCUCCUCCACCCAGCGAUGAUCAGCAGGAGGACCACACAUACAGCAGCUCGCAGUCCCUAAACGCGAAGGGGGACGUUUCUUCCUCCCUCUCCUCCUGCUCCACUCAGGGUUCCCUCUCUGCCUACAGCCCCGGCCAGGAGGUGACGCUCACUGAGGUCAAGGAGGAGCAGAAAGACUUUCCGCUGGACGCCACGCCACCUCCUUCCCAGCUGCUCCAGCGCAGAAGACUGCUGUGGACCAAAGGUCACCUACGGACCCCCGGCGACAUGCUUCCCCUGAAGAAGAGACGGGCCGAAAAGCUGCUGGUCAAAGAGGAGGAAGACGAGGAGAUGAAGGAGGCGGCGGGGUCGUUGCUUCACCUGGCCGGCGUGCGCACCGGCGUCAAUAAAAACGCUCUGCGUACGUGUAAGAAGGAGCCGAAAGAGGAAGCCAAUGAUUAGCAAUGAACGAAAAAAAAAAUCCCGUUCACACAGAUCUAAAUACUUCUGUUCCAGGAUAUCAGGUGAAUUCUAGUCAGUCGUUGCAAUAUCAAUAAAAUCACUGUUGUCCCUGUCAGAUUUGAUUUCCAGGGUGAAAGAUUCUCAUGUUCAUGUUGUUUUGUGUGAGAGAGAGUGUGUGUGUGUGUGUGUGUGUGUGCGCGCGCGUCUGUGAGAGAAGAGGGGAAAAAAGCCAUAGUAAAAAUUUGGGUCAUUCGAGUGGAAAAAAUGUUUUUCUUUUAAUUCAUCAAGCCUACCGAACAAUUCAAAUGAAUUAUGUUGUAGCAAUCCUUCUAGUUCACAUCAGAAAGCUGAAUGGAGAGAUUUUCUUUUAUGCUGCUCUCAAGUGUGCCAAAGAUAUGAAACCCGUUGAUGAAAGUGCAGCUAAUCCAUGCACACUUAGUAAGACCAGGAACAGUUUGAAAGGUAGUGAUACCAACCUAUAUUACACAAAAAAAAAGAUUAAAUCUGAUGAAUAUCUGGGUCAAUGACAUGACUCUCAGUUGUCUUGGUCUGGCUUUAUUUAUUAAUUUAAAAACGCAAUUUAUGCAUGCAGCGAUUUAAUGUAUGGAGUUAAAAUGUCAUUAAAAGUAGUAUGGCAUUCCAUUUUAUUCCUUUUAAAAAAUAACUGCAUUUAAUUAAUAUUAUAAUAAUACUUUAAAGCAAAUUAGAUUUGGUCUGAUAAAUCAAAGUAAUGUCAAAACAUAAAUAAAAAUAGGAUGCUUGCAAACUCUUAUGAUCGUCUUUAAUUCUUAAAAUAUCAGAUUGUUUGCCCAUUUAUGACGUUUUUUCAAUUACAAACCCCUAAUUAGACACUUUUUUUUCUUUUUUUAAUGGUUAAUAUAUUUAAGGUGUAAAGAAAAUAUAUUCUUUGUGCAAUUACCAGUGACACCACGUGACAGAAGUCAUUAAAGUGACUCGCAUAUAACUUUUGUUACAUGUCAUUGACCCAUUUAUUUAUUAAGCAGCAAAUGUUUCGUAUAAAAUGGCCUGUGUCCAGUGGAUACCAGACGUAAAGGUCAAAUGCAAUAUGCCAAUUCUCUCUUAAACGCCUGGUGUUUAAAACAUUUCUGGUGUUAGUUCUUAUUUGAAGCACACUAAAACUAAUCUUUUAUGAAGCAAUGUCACAAAUGCCUAUUGUGUUGCCAAACUGUUGGUGUUUUUUAAAAUUCCUUUUUUUGAUUUUUUUUUUUUUUUUUUUUUUUUUUUAAUCUUCAUCACAAUCCAAGCAAUUUGUCCUGUCAGGAUAACACUGUAAAAAGUCCCUUUUUUUUCCCACAGAAGGCAGUUUUUGCCUGUUUUUUCGGUUAUAUUGCAUGGGUGCUUGUACAUAAGAAAGAAGUAUUUUCUUUUCUAAAUGAAAGAUCAUGUAAGAUAGAUAUUUAGCAUGAGGCAUGGCUUAUUUUCUUACAACAAAACAGAGAGAGGCGUCUCUUAAAGCGUAGGUUUCUUUCUUUACUCUUUAUUAUUAUAAAUUGUUUUUUUUUAAAGUUGUGUCUCUCUUCUGCGGCAGACAACUCUUCCAAAGGAAGAGACUUCACGGAAACCCAUUAAUGAACAGAUCUGCCUUGUAUUGAAUAUCAGGUGAAACUGAUUUUGCCUUUUUCGUGGUCCUCGGUUUGGUGGUCCUUUUUCAAUUCAUUGAUGUAAGUGUUCAAACGUUGUUAAUAAUCAGUGUUGGAUGACCUAUCACUCUGUACACCCUUUAAGGUUGUGCCUGCCUUUAGUUCAUGUGCUUGGAUGUCUGUUCUUAUUUUUUCUUUCUUUUUUUUUGUAACGGUUCGAUACUCUGUCAUUUUUCAUUGUGCGAUCUGCAGCAUUGAUAUCACAAAUUGUACUGAAAUAGUUUGACAAGGAAUUAGAAUUGGCUUUAGAAUAAUCCCUUAUUAGCGCGAAACUUCUCGGUCGACCUUGGCUUGUCUGUUUCCUUUAGUUUUUGCUUCCAACUCACAUAAACUUGAACUUCAUCUGUGAAUCUGAAUGUCCCACGUGUGCAAGGGGGGCCCUGCAGAGAAAUAGUUCACCGCAAAAAAAAUGUAGAUGAGUUCGUUUGUUCAUCUGAACAGGUUUAGAGAAAUGCGUCACACGCCGAUAGAGCCUCUGCAGUGAAUGGGUGCCGUCGGAAUGAGAGUCCAAACAACCGAUGAAAACAUCACAAUAAUCCACAUGGAUCUUUGGCAAAAGCGAAUUGAAACAUCCCUACAAAGUUUUGAAUCUGAAAGUGCGCCAUUUAUACAGUGUAUACAGUUGACUCUGAAUCAUUGAGAUGUGUCGUUUUUAAAGUGAAUCCCAAGCCGUCAAAAGUGAUUUAUGAGCAUAUUACCCGCCCCCACUUGUUGAUCUUUUCACGUUGGUCCUAAUUAAAAUACAUAGUCAUUAUUUGUCACUAGGUUACGCUUUUGGAGCGUUAAAAGCUCACAAACACUGCUUUAAAUGUAACCAAUGAAUCAUUGAACGAAUCGUUCGGAAGUCGUUGAACAAAUAAGGUAAAAAAAAAAUGCAUAUUGUAAAUAAAUGCAUAAGAAAAUGAAAGUGCUUUUUCCUUGCGUGCAUUUCGACCUGUCGUUGGCGACUCCCAAAACUAAAAUAUGAACUUUUCAUAACCCCCAAUAGGGGCAGCUUAAGGCGUUUUGGCUUUAAAUAACUGUGCAUAUGUCUCUCCUGAUUCAGACGAGACGACUUUUUCCACCGGUGAAGGCAACAUUAUGGAUAGAGGCUUUUCUGAAAAGAACAGACAUGCAGAUUUUCACUUUACAAGACAGACUGGGCUCAUGUUUUGGAUGAUUAUGUAUCAGCUGUUAAGACGCUCGUUCCGACGGCACCCAUUCACUUCAGAGGAUCCGUCAGUGAGCAGGUGACGAAAUGCUACAUUUUUCCAAAUCUUUUCGGAUGAAACUCAUUUAUAUCUUGGAUAGCCUAAGGGUGAGUAAAUUGUCAGUGAAUCGUCUUUUUUUUUGGUGAACUGUUGCUUUAAUGCUGUCUUGAAAGCUGCUAGCGGACAUCUGUCGGCAUCGUACAUAUUAUUGUCUACGCAGCAUCCAUCACGACGUUUACACUCCGCUUCCGCUUCAUGUGCGAGUCGCUUUCUGAAUGUUUUCUUCAAACAUUUUGAAACAGUUCAGCUCGAUUCUUCAGCACUUUUUAAUAGGAAGGUUUGUCCUCGGCAGGGGGUGUAGCGAUGGAGCGGCCCUGUAAGUGCGAGGACGACGUCAAAGAAGACGGCCCUGCUUUAUUUGAUCCGCAUAUAGGCAAUAAGCUGCUGCUAUGCUGUUUCGCUUUCAAUUCAUUCCGGGUCCCAUAAUAUGCCAUUUUGUUUUGUGUACCAAAAACGGCUGAUUUUUAAUUGCUAAGAUUCGUACAGAUCCAUGUAAGACAAAAGGGGGAGAACAAUAUGCAUGAAUUAUUUAUUGGAAAACUCUCACUGCCUCUGAAAUUAUGUGUGAAAUAAUAUAAGGGUUUUGUCGAUGUUGUUGAUGUUGUUUGUUUCUGCCAAAUAUUGUUUUCGUCCUUGUACUAAGUCACUAGUGGUCUGGUAUGAUUUUUUUAGAGCACAAUGGAAUCACGAUGACUAUGUAUUUGACCAGGUCUAUUUUCAAUACACUCAGAUGCCAAUGCUGUACGAGUAUAAAGCUGUCUAUUUCCUUGGUGUGCAAUCAUAUUGCCAAAGAACAAGAUCAAACUAUUUCAUCAAUACAUGUAAAUAACCACAUUGUCUAUAUGACAAUAAAUGUCACAUCAUGUUGUUACUUUUCCACAUAUUUCUCCUGAAACUAAAAAUAAUGUUUAUGUAAUGUAUUGUCUUCCAGUUGCAAUAAUAAAAAUAUCAGAGUUUUAAA
Molecule: messenger RNA, 6522 nt
Organism: Puntigrus tetrazona (Sumatra barb)
Lineage: Eukaryota; Metazoa; Chordata; Actinopteri; Cypriniformes; Cyprinidae
Product: forkhead box protein N3-like
Exons: 7
Coding region: 1304-2650 (448 amino acids)
Biological process (GO): regulation of DNA-templated transcription
Cellular component (GO): nucleus
Molecular function (GO): cis-regulatory region sequence-specific DNA binding; DNA-binding transcription factor activity
Source: RefSeq, a predicted model, not a curated record